AUGAUCGGAAGUGAUUAUACUUUGGAGUUGUGCAAUGUUUUUCAUUCUGGACAGGUAGAGCCUGGCAGCUUUUUUCAGCGGUUGACUGGUGGAGUGAAAACCGGGGUCAUCCUGAAAGAUGUCUCAUUCACGACACACAGUGGGGAGGUCACAGCCAUACUGGGGUCGAAAGGUAGUGGCAAACGAGCCCUGCUGGACGUGAUAGCUCGUCGCGUGCCUUCCAAAGGCCACAUCCUGCUGGAGGGGGUGCCGCUUGAGGCUGACCACUUCAACAGCACAUGUGCGCUGGUGCGCCAUAAUACACGACUACUACCAGGACUGAGCGUGCAACAGACACUUAGCCUGUCACUUACUAAGGUUUCAGGGUACUUGAAAUCAUCGAAAGUGAAGCAAGUAAUGGCUGAUCUAGCAUUGUCGAACGUUGCUCACAAAUGCGUGACGAAUCUCACAAAGAGUGAAUAUAGAAGAUUGGUUAUUGGAGUACAACUGAUCAGAGAUCCGAUAAUUUUACUGCUUGACGAACCGACCUGGGACCUGGAUCCACUGAACACAUACCUGGUGAUAUCAAUACUGUCUAAUGCUGCGAAGAAGUACGGUACCGACAUUAUACUCACGAUGGAGAAGCCUAGAUCAGAUGUUUUCCCAUUUCUGGACCGUGUGGUGUACCUAUGUCUCGGAGACGUGGUGUACGCUGGUCCUACGAGAAACCUCCUGGACUACUUCGGAAGCAUUGGCUUCCCCUGCCCACAAUUGGAGAACCCAUUGAUGUAUUAUUUAUGCCUAUCAACGGUGGACCGAAGAUCACGCGAAAGGUUUAUAGAAUCCAACCACCAGAUAGCAGCACUGGUGGAGAAGUUCAAGCUGGAAGGCCAGGGUAUAAUGCAGGGCAAUCUGCACGAGAACAACCGCAUUGUAAAUCCUAACAAGAUACAGAUGAAUUAUGGAAAGCCGGGAGGAUUACAAGUUAUCUGGAUGCUGUAUUUGAGGCUACUAGUGUCCAUAUUCAACCUGAAGAAGAAUGGAAUGAAGCAAAUGUUCAUGAGACUCUUCAGUCUGCCGCUAUACUUCUUUAUAUUGUGGAUAUUCUACAAUGAAGCUAAGGAUUAUCAAAGAGCUUUCAUCACGAAGAGCGGUCUGAUCUUCAACGCCAUGGUGGGGACCUACUUCAUCAGUAUUAUGAACACGAUUUGUUUAUAUAGUCCGUACCGCACCCGUUACUACCAGGAGUCGCAAGAGGGUCUGUAUAGCGGUGCUAGCUUACUCCUGUCGUGGAACCUUGUCUCACUGCCGUUCUCAUUCCUCAGCACUCUUGCCUCAGCUGCUGUUAUAUACCCGAUCCUAUCAGACAUAUCAGAGAACAUGGACUUCUUGUACUUCGCGCUGGCGCUGUGGUCGUGCUACGUGUACGCUGAGCAGCAAGCUAUAGCCGUGAUGAUGUUCGUGAAGAACGGCCUCGUGGCCGGCAUCGUCAACAUAUACAUCACUUGUGUUUAUAUCAUGCUGGCUAGUGGAGUUCUGAGAUCAUACAAAGGCUUCGAAGAAUGGCUCUACUACUUGACCUACAUCACUCACACGCGAUACGCGUCAAUCUUCAUGCAUCGCAACGUGUUCAAGCAGCCCACUUUCAAUAUACUCCCGUACAAUGACCAGGAAAACUGCACAUCAACUAUAUCUAGUCUUUUACAAACUUCAUCAAGUUCUAAUACAAAUUCCAAUGCGAACUGUCGAUAUGCUAGUGGGAAAGCUUUUCUAACUGAACGAUUUACGUCCAAGAACUUCAAUGGAGAUUUUUAUACUGCUGGUGAUUUCAAUUCUGAAUUCAAUUUAGGUGUGUCAUUUGCUUUCUCCCUUGGCAUAAUGGUGUUCAACAAGUUUUUGUAUCUAAUGCCUUUGCCAAGUUAUAUCACUGAUAAGUUUAGAGAAUAA
Spodoptera littoralis (African cotton leafworm) is the source of this 1926-nucleotide messenger RNA. The record is from the annotation of a GenBank genome assembly. Lineage: Eukaryota; Metazoa; Arthropoda; Insecta; Lepidoptera; Noctuidae.